Brienomyrus brachyistius is the source of this 4234-nucleotide messenger RNA. It is a transcript of the gene myripb, whose product is annotated as myosin VIIA and Rab interacting protein b. NCBI's taxonomy places the organism in Eukaryota, Metazoa, Chordata, Actinopteri, Osteoglossiformes, Mormyridae. Gene Ontology annotation, biological process: intracellular protein transport. The transcript is spliced from 18 exons. Gene Ontology annotation, molecular function: actin binding; myosin binding; small GTPase binding. The record is from RefSeq and is a predicted model, not a curated record. The coding region runs from base 98 to 3205 and encodes 1035 amino acids. Gene Ontology annotation, cellular component: cortical actin cytoskeleton.
GCGGGCUCGGGUACCGCCGCGUGAUUGGCUGCUCGACCGGAGACCUAGGCGCUGCCAGAGGGACGGUCCCGCCGAGCGGAUCUCGCCGCCCUGCCUAAUGCACAAGCGUCUCCGCCAGGGACCCCGCCACUACCUCCCAGUACAUACGGGAGAUCGAGGCUCUGCAUCCCCCCUCGGCACCGCCCCCUUCAGAGAACGGCCAAUAGAAGACGCCGCCGUGGAUGAUGGGCAGGAAGCUGGACCUCUCGGGGCUGACGCACAAGGAGGCGGAGCACGUGCUGCAGGUGGUGAAGAGGGACAUGAUGCUGCGCAAGAAGGAGGAAAAGCGCCUGAGCAACCUGAGCCAGCUUCCCAUUGGCUGAGUGUGUAUGGUGCCUGCAGUGUCGCUUGGGAUCCUGAGAGCAUCGUGUCAGUUGAUAUGAGACACCUUCCUUGCCCGGAUGGAUCUCUGGCACGAAGAGAGCUGAGGCGGGAGCUGGCUGAGGAGGGCAGCCGCUGCCUCCUGCUGUCCAGGCAGGAGCAGUUUAACCAGCGCUGCUGCAUGCGCUGCUGCAGCCCCUUCACCUUCCUGCUGAACCGCAAGCGGGCGUGUGGCGACUGUGGCUACAACGUGUGCCGGAGCUGCGGCAGCUACAGCGCUGAGGAACGUGCCUGGAUCUGCACCGCCUGUCACAAGGCCAGGGCUCUCAGGACGCAGUCUCUGGAGUGGUACUACAGUAACGUCAAGAGUCGAUUCAAAAGGUUUGGAAGCGCCAAGGUACUGAAGACUCUGUACAGGAAGCACGUGGUGGACCGCGGGGUUCUGUCGGAACUCUUAGACGGCAGUAUCCGUGCCAGCAGCUUCGACGAUGCCAGCACCUGUGCCAGCGACUCCACUUCCUGUCGGCACAGCAGAGACCACAGCAUGGCAGAGACACUGGGCGUGGCCCUGCGGGUCGCCGAGGAGGCCGUGGAGGAGGCCAUCGUGAAGGCAGAGGAGUACAGCGACAGCCUGGAAAAGCAAAAUGAGGCCUGCUACCUCCGCGACAACAAGGAAGAGCUAAUCGAGGAACUCGCUACUACAAUCGUGCAAAAAAUCAUCCGGCGGAGGAAGCAAUCGGGGAUGCAGGUGGAGCAGGGGCCACUUUGGCCUCUGGCUACGGGCGGCGGGCCCCCAUCUCCUCCCCCCUGCCAGCAAAGCCCCCCUGCCCCCCAGGCUAGCCAGAAGACCUCCUGUUCUCUCUGGAGGUCCAAAUCCGUGUGCUCCCUGAUCAGCGACGAGCUCCACGCUAAGCCGACAGGCCACAUGCAGCUGACCAGCCCCCCCUCAGGAGACGCUCGCACGGGGGUCACCCAGUACAGCUCCCUGAGGCGAGACUCCCGCGCCUCCCCCAUGACUGCCUGGAAGAGCGUUGACCGUCUGGACAACUCCAGCCCGUCCUCCAUGCUGCAGAGCCCGGAUGGGAACUGGAUCGCCCUGCAGAACUCCCAGCUGGGUCGGCCUAGCUUACUGACCAAACGCAAGAGCCUGGUGUUCAGUGCUCUUGAGAAGGAGUCCGGCGUAGCCUCAGCCUACGACGACAUGGGCUCUGAGAGCGAGACCGGCAACGACCAGGCGGAUUGGGUCGCCGCCCUGCAGGAGUUCCGCCGCAGGUUGUCUGAUGAGACAUACUAUACAGAUUCGCAGCACGACCCUGAGUGGACCUACUCACGGCGUCCACCUGUCACCUCCCCGUCAUCUGGCCGCUACACCAACACGGAGACCCUGAACUCAGACUCCGAGACCUCCUCCACCCCUCCUGGCCACGAAGCUCCAUCCCGGCACCGCACUUCCCUGCUGGGGAACCUGAAGAAGAAGCCCCCUGAUUCCCAGCACCACCCACAGCAGGAGGCCCUGGAUGUUAACCUGAACCCCCGGGCAGCAGGUGCACCGGGCCCCGCGGACAGCAGUGAGGCGGAGGAUAGGCAGGGAGACCCAGUCAGGAAAGCACGUAGGCGCAAGAGGAGCAGGAGGGAAGCGAUCGAGCCGACCUUCCGGAACCCGCCAGCACAGUACUCCUCCACUGCCUCGGACUGCAGUGGUUUCCUACCCAGCAUCCUGUGCAGACGGAGCACUGGGCAGGAUGGUCCAACUGCAGCCAGCCAACCAACCACUGUGACCUCAGACGCUAUGGCAACAAUCCCUAGCUCUCUAAGCCACGACAUCACUUCCAGCUCCCCCAGCACGCCUCUAGAGACGAAGUGGAAGAGCAAGCCAUGUGUUCCAGUCAGCUGUGGGGAAGACAAGAAGUCAAGCUCGUCUGAGGAGGACCUGCUGGAUCGGGAUGCGAGAGCGAGGGGGAGGUCACAGAAAAGUGAUGAAGGGGGACAGGACCACAAGGAGAAGUCUGAGAAAGUAGAGGAGAGGAAAGAGGACAGGUUACAGGAGAGAGUGGCUGUGAAAGUGGAUGAAAGAUGGAAAGAGGAGGCAAUUUCAGCUUCAAGGGAGAAAGGAGCAAGUGAGAAAAAAAGGCCAGUGGAAAGGGCCAACAAGGCAGGGAAGGAACCUGGAGAGCUUGUAAACACUAAAACCAUAGAAGAGAGCGCCCCCCUCUGUUCGGAGGACCAACCAUCAGCUGAAGAUAACCUCAAAGAAAGACAGGACAGCCUGGAGUGCCAACAGAGGCUGCAUUUCCUCUCUUCUGUAUUACAGCAGAAGUACUCAGCGGCCUCUCUGACCAGCAUUACAACAGAGGUGCUGAAGGUGCUCAACAGCACGGAGGAGCUGAUUGAGGAAGCGGCUGGUGAAGGCCCCACCCCCAGUCCUGCCCCCACCACCCCAGGCACCCAAUGGCUAGGCGAGCACCUCACCAAACUGGAGGAGAACGUGUACCUGGCAGCCGGUACAGUGUACGGGCUCGAGGGAGAACUGGGAAACCUGGAAGACUGCGCCCGUGCCAUCCAGACCGUCACCUCUGAGAGGGAGCUGGCCCACCUGGAGGAACGGGUGGCCAGUGCUGCCGCUCAGGUGCAGCAGUCAGAGAUGCGGGUAACUGACAUUGAGACAAGGAUCUCAGCCCUGAAGAACGCCGGCUUGAACGUUGUCCCCUGUGACCGCUUCUCCAGGUUCAAGCCAAAGCCAGAAACCAUAAGCUCAUCAAGACAAUUAAGGAGGAAGCUACCGGCCCCUCCGACAAAAGAUCAAAGCGGUUUCCCGGAGUUACGCUCCCGAGCUCCGUGGCUUUAGUGACGCCAGCUCCACCAUCAGGGGAGUUCUUCAUCCCAGUGCCUUGACAGAGCAUGUGUCCAAGUGCUGCUCCACCAACACUCCUCGGACGGACCUCCUGUACGGGAAGAGCUGUGCGUUCUCAAACGUGUAUUCCAAAUCUACAGGAAAAUAUAUUUUUUUACAGGCCGAGAUGAGCUGCACAAAAAUGAAAAAAUACUUCAUUGCACACCCAUACUAACUCUCUGGCAAUGAACUUCCUUACAGCAGGAAUUUAGAAUAUGACAUAAGGUGACGAAAAUACAUCGAACUACCCAGAAAUACGUUGAAAAUUGUAGCUCCAAUUUUACUCGCCUGCUUGAUCGGUAUAUGUUGUGUAAUGUAUUAACAAAUCUAAUGCACGUGAAAGUGGCAUAACAUAAUAUAUUUUGAAGUUUGGAAAGUGUUGAAAAGAAGUGUUUUUUUUCUGGGUUUUGUGUUUUGUUUCAAAAAUACUCCCAGAAAGACUCGGGAGAGCUGUUCCUUGAAUUCCACUGAGGUAGCUUGUUAGAAAACACCAUUCUCGUCUCAUUAUUUUCCCUAAAGCAAGAUUGUAUCCGUAAUGUAAGGAUUUUGGUCUUUCCCAGAAAGUAAAAAUCCACACCAAGAUUUUGUUUCAACCAACCAAUUGAGUAUGAAGAGUCACAGUAACAGUAUUCAACUGGUUGGUUGACACAGAACCUUGGUUUGGAUUUUUACUUUUUGGACCUUAACUAUCCACCUCUGGUCUUUCCUAAUUGUAAGUGUUCCAUUCAUUCCAGACUCCGUUACACAGUUUACCUGCUGCAGGCGUGCUCGUCCUCCUCAGGCCACACCCACUUCCAGGUGCUUUCGCUCGAUAAUCAUUCGCAGCUGCAACAACCAGGUGACUUAACCUCCCUGUCUGCUGCUGCCUUUUCGCUUACUCGUUAAUUGGCCGUCUUUUACGCGGUCUUGGCAAUUUCAGUUAUUGAUUUUUUUCCUCCUUCCGGUAUUUAUAGUAUUUUAUGUUCAGUCUCUCCGUUUCGUUUG